Messenger RNA from Eriocheir sinensis (Chinese mitten crab), 4634 nucleotides. RefSeq names its product tektin-3-like. NCBI's taxonomy places the organism in Eukaryota, Metazoa, Arthropoda, Malacostraca, Decapoda, Varunidae. Bases 518 to 1930 code for a protein of 470 amino acids. Gene Ontology annotation, cellular component: nucleus; microtubule cytoskeleton. The record is from RefSeq and is a predicted model, not a curated record. The transcript is spliced from 10 exons. Gene Ontology annotation, biological process: cilium movement involved in cell motility; cilium assembly.
GAUGAUGAUGAGAAUGAGGAGGAUCCCCAGCGCAGGUCAAGAGAGAGGUAGAGGAAAAGUAGGAGGGGGCAGAGGGACCGUGGUGCAGGUCAAAAGGAGGGGAAGGAAUAGGAAUAAGAGGAGGAGGAUGACGAGGGCAACAAAAGAUGAAGGGAGCGGCAGUACAUGGCAAGAAAGAAUGGAGGAGGCGGGGGCGGAGGAGGAGGAGGCGGAUAAGGAGGCGGAGCAGGAGGAGGAGGAGGAGGAGGGCUGUGACUGGUACCUUUCACGAGCUCAGCUCAUGGUUCAGUUCAGUGUGGUUCCGCCUUCCUGCUCCUGUGUGACUCGCUCCUCCUUGCACCUCGCCCCCCUGCUGCUGCCCCUGCUUCAUCGUCCCUGCUGCCUCACCGCUCCUCCUGCCGCCAAAGCUCAACAUUACACCUUCACCUUUCCCCUGCCCGCACACCAUCUCACGAUCCGACACCCUUACCUGCACAGCGCUCCCCCGGUUUUCAGUAUUUGCCUGUAAGAAAGUAAGAUGUCUGGAAUGCCUGCACUCUCCCACCUGCCGCCCGCCGCGCUCAACAAGACGGUGGCCAUGAAGACGGUCGACACCAGGCCGUUUGAACAGAGCCUGUCCCUGGUGCCCCCGACGCUGAGUCGCUCUUAUCCCACAGAGAGCCGCGUCCUGGACUCCAUCAGGUUCCCCAACAUCUUCACGUCCGCCACGGCCACUAUGAAGACACGCUACACGCCGGCCGACUGGUCACAAAGCAACCUGGACCAUUACAGCGACGCGGAGGCCACGAGGGGCGUCUCGGAGCGUGUGAGGGACGAUGCUGUGAGGCUGGUCGGGUUUACGUACGACCGCACCAACAUAGCGCAGCGGGAGAGCUCACAGCGUCUUGGGGAGAGAGUGAGUGACAUCACUUUUUGGCGGAGCGAGUUGAUGCAGGAACUGGACAGGAUGCUGGCCGAGACCAACCGCCUGAAUGACUCUCGCCGCCUCCUGGAACACAGCCUGAAGGACACCGAGAACCCUCUCCAUGUCACCAAGGAGUGCCUCUACUUCAGGGAAAAUAGGCAAGGGAUUGACCUCGUGAGGGACCAGCCUGAGGAGUCAUUGCUACGGGAGGUGGACACGAUCAAGGACUGCCAAGCACGUAUGAAGAACCUCCUGGACCGAGUCAACCUCCAGUUGUCGCGAAACCGCGCGGCGCGGCAGGACAUGGAACACGACACGAUGAACAAGAACCACGCCCUCACCAUCGACUUCACGCAGCACUCCCUCAACAACCACUCCCCGGCCAUCACCUACUACCCGGGCAUUGAGAGGGUCGAUAACACAGUGAGUGUUCCGGACACCUGGGCAGAAUUCACCAAUCGCAACAUUCAGCAGAGUCAGAGCGAGAGAAGCAGCUCCCAGAGGAUGCGGCAGGAAGUGGACAGUCUGCUUGCGGCCACUCACCAGGACAUGUGGACGGCGUGGUCGACCUCCAACACGUCCCUCACGCACAGACUGGGCGAGACCAACGACACCAGGAACAAACUUCUCGCACACCGGGACAGAGUACAACGAGAGAUGAACGACUUGGAGCGCCACAUCGACCUGCUUAAGAAGGCCAUCCUGGACAAGUCCGCCCCGCUAAAGGUGGCACAGACGAGGCUGGAGGGCCGCACGCACCGCCCGGAAAUGGAGCUCUGCAGGGACCCGCCGCAACAUAGGAUGGUGCGGGAGGUGCAAGAACUGAGUGAGAGCGUCGAGUCACUACGCCACAAGCUCUCCGAGGCUGAGAAUUCCCUCCACCGCCUGGCCCAGACCCGCGCCCGCCUAGACCAUGACCUCGGAGUAAAGACCAACUCCCUGUACGUAGACCGCGACAAGUGCCUCUCCAUCAGGAAGAGCUUCCCCCUGUCGCAACCACACUUGGUGGACUUCACUCUCUACUGAGACACUGCGACGAGCCACAGGGAGCUGGAUGAUGGUCUGAGCCAGGAAUACUGAACGGAUAGAUAAAUAGGGUAUAGAUAAGCAGAUGCUAUGGGUAUAGAUAGAUACAGAUAGAGAUAUAGAUGUACAGAUAAAUAUACAAAUAAAUAGUUAAGUAGAUAGAUAGUUAGGUAGCUUGGUAGGUAGGUGGGUAGACGUAUAUGGAUAGGAAAAAUCUAUCGAUCUUUUUAUCUAUCAAUGUAUAGAUAGAUAGAGAGAUAGAUAGAUAGACAGAUAGACAGACUGGUGAGUAGGUAGAUAGCCAGACAGUUUAAUAAAAAAAUAUAUAUAAAUCGAUUGAUUAACUGAUUGAUGAAUUAACUGAUUAAUAUGUAAAAUUAUCUAACUGGAAACAAAUUAGUAAUUUUUUGGCAUGUUAUAGGAAAUUGGCCAAUGUAGUUCAUUAGUUGUCUUACCAGACCUCUGGGGUGCCACGCAAAAAUACUUAUGCACGUUUAUAUCCCACACUGAUAGCAAUUAGUAAUGUACUAGGCACCGCCUCGACCAAUAAGCUCUAUGCAGUUAGUACACUCUAGUCAAGGCCGUAUUUCAGGCCAGUUUUCUAACUCAGUCUUCGCAUAACAGAAACGCAGCAGGAGACGUCACAGCGGAGGGAGAGGAGAGUGAAAGGUGUGGGAGGGGAUGAUAUUCGAUCAGUUUUGAUUCAAUUCCUUGAUUAGUAUCUUGUUACAAUGAAAGAAACAGGAGUCUAGAGGGAUGGCUGUGACAGCUCCUCUGCUGCCUCUAGAAACUUGACCAAAGCAACAAACACUGCCCAAACAACUUGCUGCCAUUGUGCUAUACUACAUGUAGGAAGAAUGACCUCCACUUGUAGGAUGUAGUUUUUUAGGCCUGUUAUAUCGUAUUUAUAUCAACAAAAGUCGUGGGAAAAAAUGAUACUCAAUAUAUCUAUCACGAGUAUGGUUUUAGCAUUGUCUCCAGGGUGACAGACGUGCGUGGUGAGUGAACUCGAGAGGAGAGAGACUUUUAGCGUUCUUUAGGCCUUGUGACACCGUAUUUAUAUCAAGAAAAGUCCUAGGGAAUAAUUAAACCCACUCUAUUUAUUGUGUGGUUUUGACACACGUGAUGUGAACAUGAAGAGUAGACCGUAGCUUUAAGUGACAUUUCAACAGUAUUUAUAUUAACUAAGGUCGGAAUAAAUAAAACUCAAUUUAUUGAAAUCUUGAGAGGGAUUCUGGCAGUGUGCACGGUGACAGCGAUGCGUGGUGGAUGAAUGAACAUGGAGUGAGUUAUUGGUUACAAAGUCAGAGGAAGGAAGGGUUGUAAAACUACUGAUUACAAACAAAUGGAAAUGUUAUAUCUGGCCUGUUAUAGGAAAUCAGUCAGUACACAACCAAUGAACGUGUUCAUCUUACUUGACCUUUUGUAUACUAUGUAAGACAGCACAUUGCAUAUUUCACAAUGAUAAAACAGGCUAUGAGGCUGCUAGUGAAGUAAUGACACUGGCCAAGACUCACAUGAUUCAUAAACUGUGAACCACAUCAGAGUCUUAAAAGUGUGAACAGAGAUACUUAUCUUUGUUAUUAAUAAACUUUUGAUUGAUAAAGUUUAACAGCUAUUGGCUGCCAAGGAUUAGUUGAAAUCAGGGCAGACAAAGAACCGAUGGAGAGGUGACAUUAAUUAAAGUUACCGGGACAGUAUAGAUUACCCUAGAGUACCUAUAUAACGUAUACAAUAUAUAGGCACUCUAGAUUAUGCUAACUGAAGAGAGAGAGAAAGAGAGAGAGAGAUCAGUGGAAAAGGUUGGGAAUACCUUUUUCCUGCUGUGUAUUAAUUAAUAAUGGAUGAUGAUGAUCAUAUAACUUUUUUCCCUCCAAGUCAUGGUCUGUAUGCUCUGCGUGCCUACCAUGUGUGCCUCGUGGUGAAAUAGUGACUUACUGAGUGCUUUAAGGAUACAUGUGAUAGCACCUCGUACACUAGUUAGACUUGCACCGGUCACUGUUAGUGUAUAACACUUUGGGGUAAAAUUAAGCCAUUUCGCCAGACUCUACACGAAAAGGAUGCUACAUCACAGGAAUGAUUGUCUUUACACUAUGACCGGCGGUGGUUACUCUCGAGGCACCGUGAGCAGUGGCCCGGGGGAGAGGAGAAAUUUUAUCGAGGUGGUGGUGGUGGUGGGCUUUCAAAAAGUGGGCAAAGGUGGUCGUGCUAGCGUGCAUGAGCAUGGUUGGGCGUGAGUUUGGUUUAUAAUCUUCCUCAUUAUACAAUGGGCCUCGGUGAGACAGGUCACUCAACAAGAGGAGGGUUGAGUGAGUUAAUAUAUAUUAGCAUAUUACAGCAAAGCCCAUAUAAUGCUAAAUCUUUAACAUGAAACGGUAGCGGGUGAAGUAGUGUGGAGAGCAGUAAUGUUAUGAUUGUGUUCAGAAGGGACUGUGUAAAAAGUAAGAGGUAAAGAAAAGUAAGAGGAAUCGAGGGCUAGAACUCAAGGCUAGGGACUAUGUUAUAUAAGCUACCAAGAGCACGUCCCUCGUCUUGGACUCCAUCCCCCGUCCCCAAGGACUCCCCUCGCCCAAUGGACCUUCUUGACCACUGUAUUCACUAACUUGAUCCCAAGGUAGUUUAGCGAUCUCUUUACAUUUUCAUUACAUGCUCACAAAGAACUAAUUUAUUAAGUCUCCCUCCCACGGUGAAACUAAAUAAACCU